Messenger RNA from Aplosporella prunicola CBS 121167, 576 nucleotides. RefSeq lists its product as uncharacterized. Gene Ontology annotation, molecular function: protein-N-terminal amino-acid acetyltransferase activity. The coding region runs from base 1 to 576 and encodes 191 amino acids. Gene Ontology annotation, cellular component: NatB complex. The record is from RefSeq and is a predicted model, not a curated record. NCBI's taxonomy places the organism in Eukaryota, Fungi, Ascomycota, Dothideomycetes, Botryosphaeriales, Aplosporellaceae. Gene Ontology annotation, biological process: N-terminal peptidyl-methionine acetylation. The transcript has 2 exons.
AUGGCGUCCAUCCGGCCCAUGACGCCGCAAGACCUGCUCAAGUUCAACGAAUGCAACCUCGACCCGCUGACCGAGACGUAUAAUGUCGGCUUCUACCUCGAGUACCUGACCAAGUGGCCGCAUCUGUGCAAGGUGAUUGAGGGGCCGCAUGGGAACAUCGAGGGGUAUAUAAUGGGCAAGACCGAGUCCUCGCCCUACCCGCCCCCCGUCUCGCCCUACAGCCCCGACACGAACCCGAACCCCAACUACCUCCCCUGGCACGGGCACGUCACCUGCCUGACGAUCGCGCCUUCAGCACGGCGCCUCGGGCACGCGACGCGGCUGACGCAGAUGCUCGAGCAGGCGUGCGACGCCGAGGACGCGUGGUUCGUGGACCUGUUCGUGCGGGCCGAGAACCUGGUCGCGCAGAAGCUGUACGAGGGCAUGGGGUACAGCGUGUAUCGCCGCGUGGUGGGCUACUAUAAUGAUGAUGAGGAUGCCCUGGAUAUGCGGAAGCCGCUUGGGCGCGAUGUCGGGAGGAAGCAUGUUAGGGAGGGCGGGGAGAAUGUCAGGGUUGAUCCGGGAGAGGUGUGGUGA